UUCUCCCCAAACGAGCUUGAUGGGCUGAAUGGCCUCCUCUCAUUUGUACAUUUCUUAUGUUUUUAUGUUCUAGUAUUAGUAGUACUGUACUGCAACUCAGAAUUGUUGCUUCCAACAGAACAAUGAAAUAUUGAAAAAUAUGUUAGCAUCCAAGGUUAUUAGAUACACAAGGAACCAUUUUUUAGCAGUUAUGAUUAUGCUGAAAUGAAUAAAUGAAUAACAACUGGUGUCAGAAUGUGAAUUCAAAUACAUUUACAGUGGCUCUGUGUUUACAGCAGCUAUUCCACUUUGAUUAUAUUUGGUUUUAUUAUCUAAUACCAAUAUGUCACUUGUUACUAACAUCAAUGCUGGGAUAUUCCUGUUUCAUUAACUUCCUCAGGAGUACUAAUAGAUUUUUAUGUAAUAUGAAAACAAACAUGUAACCUCUUUUAUCUGCACAUUAUUAUCUGUGUACUGUAGGUUACAGAGAUUCAUAUAAAGUGUCUCUGUAUAAUCCUGGUGUAACUACUCAGGACCAUAUCGACUGGCAUAUGUGUGCUAUCAAUCCCAUUUUUGUGGAGUAAUAUAAAAUAUGUAAUAUAAUAAUAUAAAAUAAGAUCUGGGAGCAUCCUUAUAGAUUGACAGAAUAUUUCUUUUCUCCUGUCUUGGGUACAAAUGAUUCUAUAGCCUUAGGAAUGUAGAGAAUAUCUUUUGUCUGCUGAAGUAUAUUUGAGUUUAGUCCACUAUGCUUGUGGAAUAUAGACAUGCUAGUUAAAUACAAAACAAUUUAGAACAAUGAUCUUACCCAGGACUAUUUUUAAUAAGACAGGUAUAUAUUAUUAGUGUUGUUGUUAUUGGCAUGAUACCUCUGCAGGUAACACUGUUGUUUCACCCUUACAUGGUUGAGGGUUUGAAUCGUGCUUCUGUUCUGUGUUUCUGUGGAAAUUGCAUGUUCUCUCUAUGUUAUGCAGACUUACUCUGGUAACUCUAGCUAAAGACAUGCCAGUUUGAUGAACAGACAUCUCUGAAUUGCCCGUAGUCGGUCUGUAUCAUGAAGGAGGAUUUGUUGCUUAGCCAGAUAACUUGUCGGAUUCAAGAUACCCCAGCAUGAAUGGACUAUAUCUUCAUGCACUUACAUGUAGCCCAGACUACGUUAAAUCUGAUAAGUAAUCUGGCUAAGCACGAAAACCAUCUUAGUAAUACAGGCCCACUGUACAUGAAUGAAUGUGUGUAUAUAUUCUAUCUAGCAUGUUCCCCUGCCUUGCACCCUGAGUUGCCUGGGGGAGACCUAUAUCCCUGUACUGAAUAAGUAGUUGGGAAAUGGCUGUGUUUAAAUUUAUUAUUAUUAUUAGUAGUAGUAGUAGUAGUAGUAGUAGUAGUAAUGUCAGCGGUUUGUGGGGUUAGUGGGGUAGGAUGUUGCCUCUGUAAUUGGAUGGUUGCUGGGUCAAAUCCCAUGACCAGCAGAGUGAUUUCACUGAUGGACUCGUGAGCAAGGCCCUUUACAUCAAACACUCCAGGGACUGAAAAAAAAAAGUGUUUUAUUAAAGUCCUCUGACCUUGCUUUCUCCAACAUGUAUGCCGUUUUGCGUAAAAGCAUCUACUGAAUGUAUAAAAUGUUGUGGUAGUAUUUUGAAUCUUUGUCGAAUGAGUACUGCUGUUGUUCAUAGUAAGGGCAGCAUGGUGGCACCCAUCUCUGAUGCUGGGAGUUAUAAUUCUCCCCAUUUAGCAUGAGUUUCCACCCCCAAUCGAAACACAUACAGUUAGGCUAAAGGGUAUCUGUAAAUUUUCCAUUGUGAAUGAGUCUGUAUGUGUGCACAUUGCCAAGGACUGCCAUCCCAUCCAGAGUGCCCCCCAGCCUUGUGCUGUCUACUGCUUGGGACAGACUCCAGGCUCCCCUAUGCAUCACUUUUAGCUGCUAUGAAUAAAGUCAUCUGCUAAUUAAAUGCAAAGUAAAUAAUGAAGACAGCUGAAUGUCUAAGGGUAUCCAUGCUUCAGCCUUAUUUCACAUCUAACUUAGUGAAUCUGGUAUGUGUAUCGUACAGUGUUCAUUAUGUGUGUGCCAACACCAGGAAAGUUUAACUACACUUCUUAAGAAUUCUGCAGUUAAUGGUAUUCCAAAUUAUAGUAUAUGAAUGGUUAUACAUUGUUACAGGAUGUGCAUCUCUACUAUUUAAUGUUUCAAACGUAUUAGAAAUAAAUUGCGAAACUCCUAAGUAGGAAUUAAGACGAAAAGUGCUCGACCACAAUAUUACGCUUGAGGUGAUAGAAAAUACCCAGAAGGGUGCCUUUUGAAUGGUUAUACUAAUCAUAUUUUGUGAUGCCAUCUGUUAUAGUGUAAAUUGCUGUUUUUAAGUUAUUUCACCCUAUUUUGUCUACAUUACCUCUAUACAUGUCGCUGUUGCCUGAUAAGUUUCGCCGGCUCUAUAAAUGCAUGGGAGCCAUGACAGUUUUCCGAGCGCGGGCUGCUCUGCGCGUGCUCGCUCUUUUCCAGAGAUAAUACCGUUCGCAGUGUCAUAUUACCCCGGAAUAUUCGGCUGGACAUUCUUUCGAGAAAAUAGCGCAUAUCCUCUUUUUCUGAUAUAUUGAAUGAGUAUUAUGCAAACUGUUUUUCUCUAACUAUGGCGUCAUUUUGCAAUGGGAAAUGCAUAUACUACGUCUGUGUUUUCUUCACAUUCUACGCGACGUGGAGCAGCGUCUGGGCCGUGACUCGUUACUCUGUUCCAGAGGAAAUGAAAGAGGGGUCAGUGGUGGCGAAUUUAGCGGCUGAUCUUGGACUCGAUGUUGGAAGUCUGACUGAACGUAAGGUAAAGCUUGAUAUCUUACAUAGCAAGAAGUAUUUGGACAUUAACAAAGACACUGGUGAACUGUAUGUUCUAGAGAAAAUAGAUCGGGAAUAUAUUUGCAACAUAAAAACCUCAUCGUGUUUUCUUAAAAUGGAUGUUACCUUGGAAAAUCCUAUUCGUAUAUUUAAUUUUGAAGUAGAAAUACUGGAUAUAAAUGAUCACGCGCCUCAUUUUCGGAAGGAAACGAUGCAUUUGGACAUUUCAGAAUCAACCUCAGUCGGUGAAAGGUUCUCUCUAAAUAAUGCAGUUGACCCGGAUUAUGGCUCAAAUUCAAUUAAAACAUACCAUCUAACUGAAAGCGAUCAUUUUAACCUAGACAUUCAAACAGGAAGUGAUGGAUCUAAAUACGCAAAUCUGGUUUUAAAAAAGGCGCUGGACCGUGAAAAGAAAGCUGUACAUAAUCUGAUACUUACCGCUGUAGACGGCGGAGUCCCUGCGCGCUCCGGCACCGCCAGCAUCAUUGUUCGUGUGCUGGACGUGAAUGACAACGCCCCUCAGUUUGAUCGCCAAGUUUACACCGUUAAUGUUAGCGAGAACUCACCUAUCGGGUCCCUUGUAAUGAAACUAAACGCCGAGGAUUUAGAUGAGGGUGGUAACGCAGAAAUCGUGUAUUCUUUCACACUUUACACGUCUGAAAAGACGCAGGAUUUGUUUUCUCUGAAUUCCAAUACGGGAGAAAUUAAAGUGAAAGGUGUGAUCGAUUUUGAGGAAAUAAAAACGCUUGAGAUGCACAUACAGGCUCAUGACAAAGGUAUUAAUCAGCUUUCAGGACAGUGUACAGUAAUGGUGUUUGUUAUUGAUGUUAAUGAUAACCAUCCAACAAUCACCAUUACAUCUCUUAAGACUGCUGUAAAGGAGAACGUUCCCUUAGGAACAGUUAUAGCACUUGUAGGAAUCAGUGACAGAGACUCAGGAGAUAAUGGUAUAGUCAACAUAACUAUAAAUCAGCAAUUACCUUUUGCAUUAAACAAGUCAUCAGAUAAGGAUUUUGCACUCAUAGUAUCAGAGCCUUUGGAUAGAGAGAAAGUUUCUGAGUAUGACAUCACUUUCAUUGUCACAGACAGAGGCACGCCUCCUUUGUCUGAUAAUGAAACAAUCACUUUAGAGCUCCUGGACAUUAAUGACAAUGCGCCCCUAUUUCCAAAGUCAUUCUAUACUAUUCCUGUGAUGGAAAACAAUGGACCAGGAUCUUUGCUGAGUUCUGUUGCUGCAGUUGAUCCAGAUCUACAUGAAAACCAGUAUUUGGUUUAUUUUAUCAUAGAGAAGGAAAUAGCAAACACGUCCAUGUCUAUGUUGUUUUCCAUUAAUCCAGAGAACGGUGACCUUUAUGCACUAAAAACAUUUGAUUAUGAGAGAGAGAAGGAAUUUCUGUUUCAUAUCGAAGCCCGAGAUUCUGGAGUCCCUCCACUCAGCAGUAAUGUGACUGUCCAUAUCAUCAUUGUGGACCAGAAUGACAACACUCCAGUUAUAGUGUCUCCAUGGAGCGCACAUGGCUCUGUGGUUGAGGAAGUGAUUCCAAGAUCCAUUGAUAAAGGACACCUGGUUUCCAAAGUUAUCGCCAUUGAUGGAGACUCAGUGCACAACUCUCGGAUCACAUACCAGUUCCUACAGCUUACGGAUGCUACGCUGUUCAGUCUGGACCAAUACAACGGGGAGAUUCGGACAAUGAGAAUGUUCAGCUACAGAGAUGCUCGUCACCAGCGCAUGGUUGUUCUAGCCAAAGACAAUGGAGACCCUGCUCUCUCUGCCACCGUCACCAUCAAGUUAUCGACUGUGGAACAGGCCGUUAAAGUCUAUUCUGACACCAUGGAGGUACCUUUGGAGUACGACAUCUUCUCAGACCUAAACCUCUACCUGGUGAUCAGUUUGGGUGCAGUUUCAUUUCUCUUACUAAUGACAAUAUUGGUCACCAUCGUGCUGAAGUGCCAGAAACCAAAACCCACCAAAGCGGCUCCUCCUGUAUGUAGGAACAGCAUCAUCAGCCAGAGGAACUCUACUAUAGCGGAUUCCACCCUGAUCUCCAGUGAUGCCUACUGGUACAGUCUGUUUCUAGCAGAGACCAGGAAAGGGAAGGUUGUGGUUAGGCAGCCGGUACCCAAGGCUGGAUACAUCAUUUCCAGUAUACCCAGGAGCACUGGCCUGACAGAAACCAGUGAAUCUGCUGCAUCCACACUGCAGGCCUCCACCACCACCAGCAGCAGCAGCAGCUCCUCCUGAGGCCUCCUCCUUCCCGUCGUUAGUGGUACUCCAUCAGUCACCUCCCCCAUUCCCGACAACCUGCUUGGAGACACCUCUGACCCCUCCCUUAACCCCCCCCCCAAAGGAAAAAAAAAAUCCCAAGCUACAGCAUCCAGUGAUCCAGCACCACUGUCAUCUCCUGCCCCUAAUGCAUGACACUGCAUGGCAACACCGUCUGGUUCUCACCAACACUACCCACCUGCAUUCCAGUGACAAGGGUCAGGAGCGUCUAGCUUGGUGGGAAUUCAUGAGCAUGUAAAUCAAACCAUAGAGAAGGAAAUGAGGGUGUGAACACAGAACUUCAGUUUUUCCACCAAAUCUCACUCCUUUUCUGUCAUACCUGAAAUGCGUAUUGUAAAAUAGGACAAAAGGGAAAAAUUACUGUUUUGUGCUGCAUGGUUUUGCUAAUUAUGGUUAGUACAUCAAGAGUAAGUAUGAGUAUAGUAAAGAGUCCCUUUUCAUUGAUCUUGAUGGCAAAAUGGAGACUUGUGAAAAUAUCUCAUUGUGCAUAACUUUACCCACAAACCACUGGGAGUUACAAGGAUGUUAGAUCAGUCGUCUUGCAACAUGCAGGCCCAGUGAGGCUGACUCCCCUCCCUCCCCUGCACCCCCCCCAGCCACCUCCACCACCCCCCCACCCCCACCCACAAUCUCCUAUCAAUGAUGCCACCUUUCUUACCUACAGCUUCCAGCCCGUGGGAUGAGUUUGUGUUGUGUGCACAUAUAUAUGUAUAUGAUACAAAGUACAUGGUUUAAAGGGUGAACGGGACUGUUGGGGGUGCAAUGGUCGGAACGAGUCCAGAACUCUCUGCGAGGAAGCGGCCUGGCCGAUUACUGAAGCUCUGUCCUCAUGCCAGGAACUGAUUUCACACCUGCAGUCACCUGUCCUGUAUCAGCAAGCUCCACAUAAGACAUUAGCCUGGAAUACGCCUGAUAUAUAACCAACUUUCCACCCAAAUAGUUUAGAACAUGUACUGCUAUCACUAUAUUCAGCAGACCUUUGUAGUUGUGAUACAUAUGUUACAGGUACAUUAAAGUAUUAUCCGUUUUAUAUAAUGUGAUGUAUGCAAAGUUAUUACGAAAAACAAGACCAAUAGACCAUGGAAUUUUGCUGACAUAUGCUAAAUAUUCUUGUUUUGUUGUUUUUAUAACAAAUAUGACUGAUGUAAGAAGGUGCUUUGGUUAAUAUUUUGACUUUACAACUUCAAAUUGUGCGGAAGCUGUUGGUUUUUAGUCAAUACUAUUUGUGAUUUAAAAAGUGGUCAUUGUUCUUUUUGUAAGGUACGGUUUGUAAAACAACAUUUUUGACAAAUGUCAGACUUUUAAUCAGAAUUACAUGUCAAUGUAGUUAAAGUGUUUUAACACAAGUUUUUCUUUGAAGUGUUUCCCCUCUCUAGUGUCCUCUUUCCAAGGUGAAAGGAGAGAUGAUUAGUUAAUGAUCUAGUUUAACAUAAUUUCCACCUGAUCACUAUUUCCUGAACCCUAUAAUAUGUAGAAGCAGUAAGCAGUAAAUGUUGGGCCACAAGUGUUCAGCAGCAGUACUAACAGUAUGAACCAGUUAAUAGAAAUAACCAUGGCAACAGCUAUGAUGAAAGCUUUGUUGGCUACAGUGCAAUUCUGUCAGUAUAAAUCCCCUCUACACCUAAACUGCCAUAUAGAAAACAGAAUUUCUCUCAUUAUGGCCAUAGUGUCCAUUAAUUACUAUUAUUAUUUUUGUUUAUUAAUACCUUUAGCUGUAAGACAUUUUCUAUGAACAGAAUAUGGUGCUUUGUGUACAGGGCAUACAGUAUGUAUAUGUGAACAGCUUAUGGGGGAUGUGGGUGGGCGAUCAUGAUUUGUGUGUCCGUGUGUCAGAGAAAAGGAAAAGAAAAACAAAAGGGAAAGAUUUAUCAGUUAAAAUGUAAGUGCUGCAGCAAGAAAUGUAGAAGAGCAAACGAUUAAUUAAAAUUAAGUUUAAAGCGGAAAAGUAAAAAUGCUUUCUAUGCGUAUAUUUAGAUAUUACAGACACCAGUAUUGCCACUCGGUGCUGAACUCUUCAGUUCUGUCAAAUCAAUCAGAACCACAUGCUUUCAGUAUUCUGGCGCACUGUGCUCUGCCAGUCCCCUGACAGUGCAUGUGUGUAUCUCAACAACAUGUUGGAAUAGUUCUGGGACUUAAUGUCCGCAAAGCAUCUGAUUCCUACAACCCUCAGUGUUGCUGCCUUCAUUAGAUCCCCAGAAGACAUAUCAGUACAAACUUCAAAUGUAAAAUUUACUAAUGAGAAGCACAUUUGAAUAUUGCCUUGUAGACCUGGAUCAAUCCACCCUUUUGUGAAAAAUCUCUUGAACUAUCUGAGUCUAGUCUAGUCUCGCUUAGAGUGGUCUCCGUGGGUGGGGGUUCCCUUUUUCACCCCUGCUGGAUAUCCUGAGGGAUAAAUAGCUUCAUCCUGCUCAGAGCUCAGUAUCCAGUGCUGUUUAAAACAAUCAAUAGUUUGUACUGAUAUAGAAAAAAAACGUCAUAUGGUACUCUUCUUAAUGUGGCCCCUGUGAAAGUGCAUUACACUAUAAAACAGCAUCCACAUACUGUUCUCCACACAAACCACCAGAGAAUGAAUGGAUGGGCAAAGGAAUGGAAAAGCAGCCCAGGUGUUGCAAGAUCAGACCUGGGAUGAAGUAGGAAAGAGAUGCUUCUCUGUGUUGGUGGAGAAUUACAGAACCUGAGUGUAACUGGGGCAGGUGAAGGUCUAAUCCUGCACCGGUUCCAUGAGUGAUGAUGUUUUAUGUGUACAGGUGAACAGAUAUGUUGCUAGUACAGACUGAAAUAAGACUUUUUUUGUCACGUUUAAACUCAAUUUCCACUGUAAAUAUGAUUGCUGUUACUGCUUGUCAAUGCUUAUGUGAGAAUAAAAGCUUUGAACAGAGA
Molecule: messenger RNA, 7961 nt
Organism: Paramormyrops kingsleyae
Lineage: Eukaryota; Metazoa; Chordata; Actinopteri; Osteoglossiformes; Mormyridae
Source: RefSeq, a predicted model, not a curated record